Anolis sagrei ordinatus is the source of this 7728-nucleotide messenger RNA. RefSeq names its product ribosomal protein S6 kinase A3 (gene RPS6KA3). The record is from RefSeq and is a predicted model, not a curated record. Gene Ontology annotation, molecular function: ATP binding; protein serine/threonine kinase activity; magnesium ion binding. Lineage: Eukaryota; Metazoa; Chordata; Lepidosauria; Squamata; Anolidae. Gene Ontology annotation, biological process: peptidyl-serine phosphorylation; intracellular signal transduction.
ACAGGCAGGUACGGCUCGGGCGCCGCCAUAUUGGGAGCGGAAGCGGGCUGAGCGACAGAAGCGGCGCUGCUGGUUGUUCACCCUCCGGCUUGGAAAGUCCUGCGCUCCCUCCGCGAGGGAAGGAAGGAAGGAAGGAAAGCAGGGAAAAGGAAGGGAGCGUGUUCCGCCCGUCUCCUCCCCGCGGCGGGGAGGAGGAAGGAGCCCGACCCUGAGCCGAAGUGGGACUCUGAGGAAAAGCAGGCGGCGGAAGAAGAGGAGGAGGAGGAGGAAGAAGAAGAAGCGGAAAAAGAAGGGAGGAAGGGACGCUUCAGGUUAAGGGGCCACCAUGCCGUUGGCGCAGCUGGCCGACCCCUGGCAGAAGAUGGCCGUGGAGAACGCGGCGGAGAGCGGCAACAGCGCCGAGAAUGGCCAGCAAAUCAUGGAUGAACCUAUGGGAGAAGAAGAGAUAAAUCCACAAUCAGAGGAAGGCAAUAUUAAAGAGAUUGCAAUAACAUAUCAUGUCAAAGAAGGACAUGAAAAAGCAGAUCCUUCACAGUUUGAACUCCUUAAAGUCCUAGGACAGGGAUCUUUUGGAAAGGUAUUCCUUGUCAAAAAAAUCUCAGGAUCAGAUGCCAGACAGCUGUAUGCAAUGAAAGUGCUAAAAAAAGCAACGCUGAAAGUACGUGAUCGUGUUCGAACAAAAAUGGAACGUGAUAUCUUAGUAGAAGUUAAUCAUCCCUUUAUUGUCAAGUUACAUUAUGCUUUUCAAACAGAAGGGAAGUUGUAUCUUAUUUUAGACUUUCUCAGGGGAGGAGACUUGUUUACACGCUUAUCCAAAGAGGUGAUGUUCACAGAGGAGGACGUCAAAUUCUAUUUGGCCGAAUUAGCACUUGCUUUGGAUCAUCUGCACAGUCUUGGAAUAAUAUACAGAGACCUAAAACCAGAAAACAUACUACUUGAUGAAGAAGGACAUAUUAAAUUAACAGAUUUUGGCUUAAGUAAAGAGUCUAUUGAUCAUGAGAAGAAAGCAUACUCUUUCUGUGGAACGGUGGAAUACAUGGCACCAGAAGUUGUUAAUCGACGAGGCCAUACGCAAAGCGCAGACUGGUGGUCUUUUGGUGUGUUAAUGUUUGAAAUGCUCACUGGUACUCUACCUUUCCAAGGGAAAGACAGAAAAGAAACCAUGACUAUGAUUCUCAAAGCCAAACUUGGGAUGCCCCAGUUUCUAAGCCCAGAAGCUCAGAGUCUUCUCCGAAUGCUUUUCAAGAGAAAUCCUGCAAACAGAUUGGGAGCAGGUCCAGAUGGUGUUGAGGAAAUUAAGAGGCAUCCAUUUUUCUCCACAAUUGAUUGGAAUAAAUUAUACAGGAGAGAAAUCAGCCCACCCUUUAAACCUGCAACUGGUAGGCCUGAAGACACUUUUUAUUUUGACCCUGAAUUUACUGCAAAAACUCCUAAAGAUUCACCUGGCAUUCCACCCAGUGCUAAUGCUCAUCAACUUUUUCGGGGCUUCAGUUUUGUAGCCAUUGCAUCAGAUGAUGAAAGUCAAGCAAUGCAGACAUCCAUUGGGCAUUCAAUUGUUCAGCAGUUGCACAGGAACAGUAUUCAGUUUACUGAUGGAUAUGAAGUCAAGCAAGAUAUAGGAGUUGGUUCCUAUUCGGUUUGCAAGAGAUGUAUACAUAAAGCAACAAAUAUGGAGUAUGCAGUAAAGAUUAUAGAUAAGAGUAAAAGAGACCCCACAGAGGAAAUAGAAAUUCUACUUCGAUAUGGACAACAUCCAAAUAUUAUUACUCUCAAAGACGUCUACGAUGACGGAAAAUAUGUAUAUCUGGUAACAGAACUUAUGAAAGGAGGAGAACUUUUGGAUAAAAUCCUCAGACAAAAGUUUUUUUCUGAAAGAGAAGCCAGUGCUGUCUUACUGACAAUAACCAAAACAGUUGAAUACCUUCAUGCACAAGGGGUGGUACACAGAGACCUCAAACCCAGCAAUAUCCUUUAUGUCGAUGAAUCAGGAAAUCCAGAAUCAAUUCGAAUCUGUGAUUUUGGGUUUGCAAAGCAAUUGAGAGCUGAAAAUGGCCUUCUAAUGACUCCUUGUUACACAGCAAAUUUUGUUGCUCCUGAGGUUUUAAAAAGGCAAGGCUAUGAUGCCGCAUGCGACAUAUGGAGUCUUGGUGUUCUUCUCUAUACGAUGCUGACUGGCUACACUCCAUUUGCAAAUGGUCCUGAUGAUACUCCUGAAGAAAUUUUGGCACGAAUAGGUAGUGGCAAGUUCUCUCUUACUGGUGGAUACUGGAAUUCUGUUUCUGAUACUGCCAAGGACUUGGUUUCGAAAAUGCUUCACGUCGAUCCUCAUCAGAGAUUGACUGCUGCACAAGUCCUAAGACAUCCAUGGAUUGUUCAUUGUGACCAAUUGCCUCAAUUUCAACUAAAUAGGCAAGAUGCUCCACACCUUGUGAAGGGUGCCAUGGCUGCUACAUACUCAGCAUUGAACCGCAAUCAGUCUCCGGUUUUAGAGCCAGUCGGCCGUUCUACCCUCGCUCAACGAAGAGGCGUCAAAAAAAUUACCUCAACUGCUCUGUGAAGUGACCUCAUCUGAAAAAUGUGGUACCAUAAUAAGAUGAUAGCACAAAUCAUGGCAACAGGUAGCACAUAUCCGAAGUACCUGCAAGCACACUGUUCCCGCUGGUACCUGUUAUGCUGCUGCUCCUGCUUUCAUCUUUUUUCCCCUUUUUAAACUCUUGAUGAAAAACAUUGCCCUCCAGAUGGAAUAUAAUGUCGAAUCAAUGGAAAAUGAACUGUUCAUGAAGAUGAAGUAGAAUUCUGAACAUCUCUCUUCUGUCACAUUAAAUACACUGAAUAAAGCACUUGGCACCAAUAACAUUAUUUUUAUAGGCAAUGUUUCUUCUCCCUUCAAAAUACUCUUCAUUACAUGUGUGGAUGGACAGUUUAUGUUAAGCUCUUAGCUUAAACGAUAUGUUUAUAUUAGCACUGUAUAAUUUGUGCCAUCCAGCAUUUUAUAUGUUUUUGUAAACUUUUCAUAACAGUACAUUUUUGCACUGUUUCCUUUGAAAUGCCUUCUAUUUAGACUAAUACAUUUUGGGAAUUAAAUCUGAUUAAAAUGGUUAAUCAGAAUGUUUGGACAUCUCUAAAACAGCUUGACUGUUAAACAGCUAUUGAAUGUAAUUCUGUGAAUGUUUUUCUUUGCCUGUGUCUUUCCACAGACACUUGGUUAGAAGUAAUGGGAAACUAGAGCUGUUGUGGCAUUUAAUGGCGUGAUAAGUUUCUCACUGUCACUCAUGCAACCAGCUCUGUAUUAAAGCAAAAAAACAACAACAGCUAAUUGUAUUUUUCCACUGUGGAUAUUUUCUUUUAGACAUUGGAAACCUUGGCAAAAAAAUCAUUUCAUUUCAGUUGCUUUUAGUUAUAACUGAUAAUUCUUUUAAUGUUGCUGCUUUAAGUGCAAGGGAAAUUCCUACUCAACAAUAGCAUGGGAAAUGCUGACUUCAAAGCUAAAGCAGAGUUUUGUCCAGUAAUAGCUAAUUAGAAAGAUGUCUUGGAUUCAGGAAGACGUCAGUGGCAAGUGUGUUGCAUUUUGGCUGCUUUGGCUAAUUUCAAAACCAAAUCAGAAACCAAAUGAGAUGUGAGGUGAAUGGGAUGUGCCCAGUGUCUUCAGUCUAUUGAUGGUGAUUCUGCUGUCAAGACUGGGCUUUUUUAUUAGCAUUGCUGCUCUGUAGACUAGCACCAUUUGUAUUUAUGGAAUAUAAUAACAAUCUAAGCAAUCCAACAUACAUACUAACUAGAGGAAACCCUGUUGAACACAGUAGAACCUAUUUCUGAGCCUUGCUUCCAUUUUGUCCAACUUGUUAUCAUUUUGACUUGACCGGGGUGCUUGUUUUUUAGGGAAAUACUGAAGUUGCAUUAUGAAGAAUAAAAUGUUGUGAAGAACAAUAUGAUUUUGAUGGAUUAUCCCAGUGUUCUGCCAAAGAAAUUAUUUUUAUGUAAUAAUAUUUCUCUGUCUUGAAUUUCCUUUCAGUUUAGUGUGAAAAGUUAAGAUGGAAAACGGAAGCAAAAUAGGUAGUAAUAGGCUUGCCUUUCCUCUCAGCAUUGAGUUUCACAGUUAGUCUUCCUUUUGCUUUUGUAGUACUUUCCAUCACUUUACCUCAUGCUUAUGCCUUAUACACAGAUGCCAUUUUUGGCUUUAUUCUGUCGGGUUAUCACAGCAUUUAUUUAUAACUGGUCGUUUAAAAAUCAAUAUACUUUUUUCUGUCAGCAUCAGAAUAGCUUGCAUUUAUUCUUUUGCUCGUAAUUCUGCUAGAAGCCACUAUGUUAGACACCCAGGGGCCUUUAAGUAAUACCUUCUGUUGAUUAGUUGUUCUGGAAUCCAGUUUUCUUCUUUUAUGCUUGAAAAAUCUUUCAGAUUUAUUUUUGCAUACAAACUUUGUUGCAGUGAUAAAUCCAAAACUGGUGUUCUCUAAACCAUGACCUCACUCCUGUGAAAAAAAAAGAAAGUUUUUACUCAUGAUGAUGAUGAUGAUGAUUUCUCUGACCACUUUAUAGUGAUGUGAUAUUACUUCAUUGUCUGUAUACCUGAUACUCUUUAUUCCUCUUUUAUAUGAUUUGGAUUGUUCCUUGCAAAGAAUGAAUAAUGUAGAUUUUCACAGUUGAUUUUUCUUGGUUUGGUCUAUAGAUUAUUUUUCUUCCUCAACCCAAUUUUUAAACAGAUUAAUAUUUUAGCUCUGCAGCUGGGAAUAUGUAUAAUUUAUUAGAGUAUUCCUUAACUACUGGUUUAUCAUCAAAGUAAUGCCUCUGAAGUUCACAUGAUGCAGAGGAUAAUUACAUACACAUUCUGGAGUGUUUUCAGAUUUUAAAGAGCUGAGCAUAUUCAAAUAGAAUGAAGCAUAUAACUUAAAGCAGCAAAAAGAACACGAGAACAGUAUAUGAUUUCCUGUAAAAUUAGGUUUAUUUUGAUGUUAUCAUGGAUGGACUGGUUUUCAUUGGAAUGUGGCUAUCAUGUUUUUAAAAUGGGUAAGGAUAAUGUGAAACACUCAAGACAAUUAAUAGAAAAAAAUUGCAAUGUCUUUAAAAAUUCUUCUUAGAGAAAGAAAAAUAUAGGCUAUUGUUUGCUCAUUGGUAAAGUUUAGGUGACAAUAAGUUAAUUUGAGAAAAAGCUUGGGAAAAUGCAGCAACAUCAGUAAUCUAUGGUUCUGACCAUCAGUUUCCAGAUUCUAGCUAAACAAAUUUAGCCUAGUGUGAAGGAAGAGCUUUUUUCAGGAACUGCUUUAUCAUGGAGGCAUUUUAUCAGAUGUUUUAAAGGUGCUAGUUCUUUCGCACUUUGCUCUAAUGUCUCACUAUAAUCAUAAUUUUGUUUUUGUAGACAGAGGCUUCUCAUUUUGCAUUCAGCUUCUCUCAGAAAAGAAGUCUAGCAUUUAAAUUAUCACUUUUAAAAUGUUCCGUUUGCAAAAUAAUGUUGCACAGUUAAAUUCAGGCAUAUCUAUUCAUAGACUGUUUACUUGGGCUUUGUUUCAAACUGCUUCUAAUUCAGUGUCACCCAGGCUGAAAUCUGAAAUACAUGUUCUGGGCAGCAAUCCAUAAUGAAUACAGUAGUAAAUCCUACUGUAAAUCCCUUCGAUUAAACAUGCAACCAGAUUAUGCUGUUGAACAUUGCCAUGUGACACAAGAAAAUAAUGUGAAUUCUGUUUCUAGUUAUCUUACCAAUUGUCUUCUUCUUACACAGACAUGAGGAUUUUUUUCCUUUAUGUGAUCCCUUCUUUACAAUUUAGCUUUUUGGUCAAUGUUCUGUAGCAAUAAUCUUGACUUCCUUCAAAAAAUACAUAUUCAAACUUAAGAAUUCCAUCUUUUAUUUACAAUGUGAUCAUGUUUUAACAGAGAAUUGAUACAAUUUUCAGUGUUCAUUAGAUGUUGGCUUUUGAUUCUUAACAUUACCAGCAGUGAUCAAGAAAUCUCAUUUUCAACAAAACAACAAAGUAAAACAUUUUAAAAUCUCUUGGACUCAUUUUACAUCCCAGUGUGAGCACAACACACUCAGAAUGCUAUUUAAGUAUAACAUUAGACAAAGUUUACACUUUCUCUUAAAAGUGUCAGUCCCGUUGUCUCCCAUUCAUAGAAUCAUAAAAUUGUAGUUGGAAAAGACCUCAUGGGCCAUCCAGUCCAACCCCCUGCCAAGAAGCAGGAAAAUCGCAUUCAAAGCACCCCCAACAGAUGGCCAUCCAGCCUCUGUUUAAAAGCCUCCAAAGAAGGAUCCUCCACCACACGGAGUUCCACUGCUGAACAGCUCUCACAGUCAGAAAGUUCUUCCUGAUGUUUAAGUGGAAUCUCCUUUCCUGUAGUUUGAAGCCAUUGUCCCACACCCUAAUCUCCAGCGCAGAAGAAAAAAGGCUUGCUCCCUCCUCCCUAUGACUUCCCCCCACAUAUAUAUGGCCAUCAUAUUUCCUCUCGGCCUUCUUUUUUGCAGGCUAAACAUGCCCAGCUCUUUAAGUCACUCCUCAUAGGGCUUGUUUUCCAAGUGCUUGAUUAUUUUAGUUGCCCUCCUCUGGACACAUUCCAGAUUGUCAACAUCUCCCUGAAAUUGUGGUGUCCAGAAUUGAACACAGUAUUCCAGGUGUGGUCUGACCAAGGCAGAAUAGAGGGGUAGCAUUCCUUUGGUCAACUUUCUUAAACAUUUACAAAUUAAGGACUAUAUGAGAACGCAUUAGAAAAUACAACUGAAUUGAAAAAGAACAUGGUUUUUAAAUUUCCAGGCGACACUGCUAUCACUUUGCUGCAUCUCUCCUUUGGAUUGCUGAUUCAAUCAUGGUUUUUAAAACAGAAAAAAGUUACUAGGAAGAGAUUCGAUACUCUCCCUUAAUUCCUGAAACUUUAAGUUAGAUAGCUAAACAGAAUAUAAUAAAUGAUCACUCAUGGUUUCAAUAUCAGGCCAGGAGAAAACAGAUUUUCUAUUCUUGCCCUUGUUAGAUUAGCAGCCUAGUAAAGAGUAAACACAUACAAUGCUUAAAACUGAUUUUUAAAUAACAAAAUUGGGGUAUAAGAAAAUCAACAUAUUUAGGGUUUUUUUUGUUUGUUACUGUAAAUGUUGUAGAUCAAUCGAAGCACUGCUUUUCUGGUAAUGAAAAGGUAGAUUUAAAGCAUGUAAAUCCUAAAUAAGCAGUAAUGAAUAGCUUUUAACUCAUGAAAGUGUAUGUUAGCUUUAUGUUGAUGUGUCUGACCUAAUCAAAGGGAAAGUGCACUCAUGAGGGAUGUAAUUAUUUUACAGUUCUAGUGAAGGGGUGGGGAGGGAAUCUACGUAAAGAGAUUUUUUUAAAAUAUCAAAAUAUUUUUCUACACUUCUUUACAAUUAUUCUUUAUAAUGACUUCUUCAGCAUGGCAUGCAAAUCUGAGAUACAGUGUCAGGAAUUUUACUGUGCUAUAUCUUCAGAGCAAAAAAUCCAAUAGCAUCUAACAGGUGCUUGUAUUAGCAUCAUGGAACUGAAAUGUUGGCUGUGUUCUUUGUCAUCAAGUCGACUUUGACUUAUGGCAAACCUGUGAAUGAGCGAGGCCUCCAGAGGCGACAAUGUACUGUUUUACUGAAAGCUAUGUAUGUUUCCCAGAAUACUGUAUAUGUGUAAUCAGAAUUAUUCCAGACAUAACCAUAGAAGAGCCUGGAAAAAUUACUAUUGCUUGUAUCCUUGUCAAAAGGCAGGUUUUGUAGUCUUCAAAAGAAGCCGAAUUUAUACAGCAAGUAAACUUUUAAAAAUA